Molecule: messenger RNA, 2900 nt
Organism: Amoebophrya sp. A25
Lineage: Eukaryota; Dinophyceae; Syndiniales; Amoebophryaceae
Source: the annotation of a GenBank genome assembly
AUGGCAUCUGGUGAAAACCAAGAAGAACAACCAUCUGAACAACCAUCUUCUACACUGUCUAAUAAUUCCGAAGCAGAGCUGCACAACAAAAAAGUAGCGGUUCAGGCUAUCCAGCUUCAGAAAGUUGCCAGACUCGACACCAUGGUCACCGUUGUCGAUGCAGCAGAAAUUUGGGAGGUUCUAGGCUCCGUAGAAACGCUUAGAGAUUCCAAGUGGUCUCAAAAAGAAGCUGCAACAAGUACAACAGACGACAGCAUAGAUUUGGAUCGAAGCAUCGUUGACUUGCUAGUGGACCAAAUCGAGUUCGCGAACGUGAUUUUGUUGAACAAGAAGGAUCUGCUGCUUGGCGGACGUGAUGGCGGAAGCAAGUCAUCAACCUCAACAACUACAGCUGUAUCAACAAAUUCUACAGCUAUAUCAACUACACCUGAAAAUAAGCCAAUGAGCGACAACCCGAGUGGUCCCACGAAUAGAGAUAGUUCUACCAGUUUUUCCACGUCUAGCCCUCCUAGCAGAAGCAGUGAUGGUGCAGAAGACCCUGCAGCUUCAUCACCGACAGAAACUGCUGUUGCCCCUACAUCAUCUGGAACGGCGACGUCUGCAACGACUGAAGCAAGUGUCUCUUCCGCCUCCAACACUGCGACUUCCACUUCAUCCCCGUCACAGCUAUCAAAAGUCCGCCUGAUCGAAAAUCUCAUCAAAAAACUCAACCCUCAAGCUCAAGUUCACUGGACAGAAUACGGCAAGAUUGCUCCAGAACUCAUUCUAGGAACCAAUCUCUUCGAUUUCGAAAGAGCCUCCACUAUGGCGGGAUGGCAAGCGGAGUUAGCAAAUAAUGGACAUCAUAUCCCCGAAACGGAGGAAUAUGGCAUAUCGAGCGUUGUCUUCCGCGCCAAGAGACCGUUUGUGCCCUCUAGACUGCAGAAGAUUCUGGAUGGUUUUGGUAGGGUGUCGGAUCACGUGGCUGAAGUGAUGAUUGCUGAUAAAAACAAGGUUGCUGAUCAUAAAAACAAGGUAGUUGUAGUAGAGUCUGAAUCUUCACCUACAACAGCAUCUUCAUCUUCUAAUACCCCUCAACCAGAAGCACCAGUAGUAGUCCCCGUAUCAAAAAAAAUGACCGAAGAAGAAAAAGAGAAGAUGCUUUUCAAAGGCGUCAUUCGUAGCAAGGGUCACAUUUGGUUAGCAAACUGCUCUGCGUAUCGGAUGGAGUGGCAUUCUGUGGGUAGACAAUUCGCUUUGAGACAGGGAUUGCCUUUUGAUGCGGCGAUAAGAGAGGCAGGGUAUGACCCGGAUGACCCUUUUGGAGAAGAAGCGGCAAGCAAGGAGAAGGAAGCUACAACUUCUAGUAUGACAGAGAAGGAGGACAAGAAGUCUGAAGUGAAUAAAGAUAAGGUGGAAGAAAAAGAAGUGGAGGUAGAUGGUAAAGAGAAGAAGAAACUGAAGACUUCUUCCGCAUCUGAAGGGGUGCCCAAUGGUUCUAGUUCCACGUGUACUUCUACAGAAAAAGCACGUGGAGUUUCAUCUCCUAGCAGUUCCGAUCCAGCAUCUUCAGCAUCUUCUUCCACCACAACCAAGACCAACGACCUUUCAGCAUCUUCUUCCACCACUUGUUCCACGACAAAUAGUACCAUCCACGACCCAGUCUGGGGCGACCGCGAAACUGAGCUCGUCAUCAUCGGCAUCGGACUCGAAAAAGAAAAGAUCACCAAAGCCCUCACCGCCGCUCUUGUUUCCGAGAAAGAAAUGAAGGCUGCUGCCAAGGAGAAACAGCGAUUCGAGACCUACAUCAAUAAGGUGAAAGAGGACCAGAGAACUGGCAAAUUGAAGAAGCCUCCGAGCGGGAGACAACUGUUGAAGGGGACUGGGGGUCUGCAGAGUCCAUGGGACAGAUUUCAUAGAUACAAAGACGUCUUUUUUGGUGGCAAAGCGCAUCGAGAGUACAUGGAGUUUGAACAGUGAGGUGACAACAACACUUCUGGUUAGGAGGUUGAAGUGAAUUUAACUAAACAGUCGUGACACUUCAUCUAAGGACGUUGAUGAACUUACCAUCAUCUGCAUGACAUUUAGAAGAAGUCUUAGCUUUUGUUCAGACUGACAUUUAUUAAUUUAGACACAUGAUCGUGAAUUAUUUUAGUUGUGAUCGACAUCGACUUAGUUACUAGUAGAUGUAGACGCUUGCUGUACAACUUGUUGAUCAUUGUGAUAGAUAUCCGAACACAAGCAGUCGAUAGAAACAAGAUGAGAGUGCUCGCGCACUUACUCUCCUUAAGACCUAAAAAUGUUCUCGAUGUUGUACUCUCCUCAAGCUCAACACCUAAUAUUCUCGAUGUCUACAACAAUUGAUUUAUAAAGAUUUCUCCCUCCAUAUUACGUGGUGUACCGAGUAUGUUCUUGGGAGAGUCUUUUCGUCAACAACUAAUAUUAUCGAUGUCUACAUUUGCUUGGGUGAUGACUUUAUUUCUCUAUACGACAGCUAGUAUGAUGGAGAAAGGCUGACUCUUCGUCAACAACUACUAUUCUCGAUGUCUCUAAUAUAACACAAAUUUGAUAGCCCCUUUCCAACUGAUCAUGUUGGUAAAGAAGUUGGCUCAACAACUAAUAUUCUCGAUGAUAUCACUAUCUAAAAAGUGGAAUUGACUGGUGUUUUCAGGUUUGUGCUUGUGCUCAGUAGUUCCUCUUCGGGACUACAGCUACCUAGCACAACAUGGCACCAAAUCAAGUCAACAACUAAUAUUCUCGAUGUCACCUAUGAAACAGAUUGACGGUGGUGCUCCCUCUUAUGAUGUAGCAAAGUUGCAGUAGUAGAGGCGUUCAUAGGCUGUACCAGAAUCUGUAUGUCAUUUUGUCCUCUCAGCAGGUAGAUCGUUUCAUAAAUUGAGUGGUAAAAUCAUGCCUUCCCU